GAUGAUCCAAAAUUGGAUGGGUGGUUAGCUACAAUUUUUGAUCCUUGCUUUAAAACAUUAUUAACUAUAUCAUCUGCAAUGCAACAAAAGACAAUGCAAGAGCUAUAUAGAAGGAUUGAACUUUCUUAG
Cetraspora pellucida is the source of this 129-nucleotide messenger RNA. The record is from the annotation of a GenBank genome assembly. Lineage: Eukaryota; Fungi; Glomeromycota; Glomeromycetes; Diversisporales; Gigasporaceae.